Papaver somniferum (opium poppy) is the source of this 3083-nucleotide messenger RNA. RefSeq names its product phosphatidylinositol 4-phosphate 5-kinase 9-like. NCBI's taxonomy places the organism in Eukaryota, Viridiplantae, Streptophyta, Magnoliopsida, Ranunculales, Papaveraceae. Gene Ontology annotation, molecular function: ATP binding; 1-phosphatidylinositol-4-phosphate 5-kinase activity. The record is from RefSeq and is a predicted model, not a curated record. Gene Ontology annotation, biological process: phosphatidylinositol metabolic process. Bases 374 to 2863 code for a protein of 829 amino acids. The transcript is spliced from 9 exons.
AUACUAUUGCGUGUCUGGCUACGGAGGUAAUCUUACUGUUGGAUUCGAUUUCACAAAUUUUUCCCUUUUUUCUUGUUGAAUCCCUUAACCACCACACUAUAUCAUCACCAUUAACCAUUAAUAACCUGCUGUAAUUCCUCAUAACUAAAACCCUAAGUUUGUUUCUUCUACUUCGUGUUCUUCAUCUUAUUUCUUUCUCAGUUUACUGAGAUUGAUAAGAACGAGGAGUCAUCAAGCCUGGGAAUGUUUUGGAGUGAAAAGAUGAGGUGUUAAACUCUGAAACAGGAUUCCAUCAAAACCUUUCCAAAUUAUCUUAUGUGAAGUCUGGGGUUUAUUAUCCAAUAAGGGUGUGUGAUUCUUUACAUCAUUGUGCAUGUCUGUCCCUGUGGCCCUUGGCGAUAAUGUGGAAGGACCUCCACUUUCUCAUGUCGAAAGAUCAAGGUCUCUUGAUAUUUUUUCCUUUCCUGGCCAAGAACAAGCUGCCGUGUUAGGUAAUGGGCAAGCUGAUCAUCCAUCUUCCGAAACCACUGCCUUUAGAGUUGGUGAUGUUUUGCUUCCACAUGGUGAUUCCUUCUCAGGGUCGUUGUUGGGUAACAACCCUGAGGGUUCGGGAAAAUAUGUGUGGACAGACGGUUGUAUUUAUGACGGUGAGUGGAGAAGGGGAAUGAGGCAGGGUGUUGGGAAGAUUCAAUGGCCUUCCGGUGCUGUUUAUGAGGGUGAAUUUUCAGGAGGUUAUAUGCAUGGGGCAGGGACAUAUGUUUCGUCUGAUAAAACUAACUACAAGGGACGUUGGCGAUUGAAUCUCAAACAUGGGUUGGGAUAUCAAGUCUUUCCUAAUGGAGAUUCCUUUGAAGGGUCUUGGAUACAGGGAACAAUAGAAGGGUUCGGUAAGUACAUCUGGGCUAAUGGUAAUGUUUAUAUGGGGAACAUGAAAGGAGGUAAAAUGUCUGGGAAAGGAACGCUUACUUGGACAAAUGAGGAUUCGUUUGAAGGAAGCUGGUUGGAUGGCAUGAUGCAUGGCUUUGGAGUGUAUGUGUGGGGAGACGGUGGCUGUUAUGUUGGGACUUGGACCAGAGGCUUGAAGGAUGGAAAAGGAGCUCUCUAUCCAAACGGAAGCAGGCUUCCGGCUGUACAAGAAUAUUAUCUAAAUGCUUUAAGAAAACGAGGGUUGUUGCCAGAUAUGAGAAAGCAGAAUGGUGCUCUACGACAAGAUGCCUUAGUGGAUAGCAGGGAUAAGGUUGGUGAGAACCGGGGAUCAUUUGGCGCUUCUUUUAAACUUCCCAAAAAGAACCUGCUAAACUUGGAGCAUUCUCGGUCAAAAAAUGUGUCACUGGAAAGGCGCUGGAGUCUUGAGGUAGCUAUUGAAAAAGUACUUGGAAAUGAUCUAUCAUUGAAUACAGCAGAUUCUUUUAGGGAAGGUGGUGAUGAAAGGGAGACUAAUGCAACUGCUCCUAUCCUGGAAAGGGAAUACACACAGGGUGUUCUAAUCAGCGAGGUUGUACUAAAUAAUAGCUUUGGAUCCUCUAAAAGGGCCAAAAGACGACAGAAGAAACUUGCCAAGGAUAUUAAGAGGCCAGGUGAAGCAAUCAUUAAGGGCCACAGGAGUUAUGACCUAAUGCUAAGUUUGCAACUUGGAAUAAGGUACACUGUGGGGAAAAUUACUCCAAUACAGAGGCGUGAUGUUAGAGGAUCAGAUUUUGGUCCCCGUGCAAGCUUUUGGAUGAGCUUCCCAAAAGGAGGAUCUCAAUUGACACCUCCACACUACACAGAGGAUUUUAAAUGGAAAGAUUACUGCCCGAUGGUUUUCAGAAAUUUGAGGGAUUUGUUCAAGAUCGAUGCUGCAGAUUACAUGAUAUCCAUUUGUGGAAAUGACGCUCUUAGGGAGCUUUCUUCUCCUGGGAAGAGUGGUAGUGUUUUUUUCCUGUCUCAAGAUGAUAGGUUCAUGAUUAAGACACUCCGGAAAACUGAAGUGAAGGUGCUUUUGCGGAUGCUUCCGAAAUAUCACCAUCAUGUCCGUACAUACGAGAACACUCUUGUAACUAAGUUUUUUGGUCUUCACAGGAUUAAACCUUCAAGUGGACAAAAGUUCCGUUUUGUAGUAAUGGGGAACAUGUUCUGCACAGAGUUAAGGAUCCAUCGAAGGUUUGAUUUAAAAGGUUCAUCCUUAGGCCGUUCGACGGACAAGGUUGAAAUUGAUGCGAAUACGACACUUAAGGAUUUGGACCUGAACUACUGCUUUUAUCUAGAACCUUCUUGGCGAGAGGCUCUAUUACAGCAGAUUGAGAUUGAUAGUAGGUUUCUGGAAUCAGAGCGCAUAAUGGAUUACAGCCUCCUAUUAGGUGUUCACUAUCGAGCCCCGCGACAUUUGCAGUCCCUCCUAUCUUUCCAGAGUGGAACAAUGGAUGGGUUAGGGGUUGUUGUUGAAGAAGAUUCUCAAGAGGAUGAACUUUCCAGAUACCCGGAGGGACUUGUUUUGGUGCCACGUGGACAUGAAGAUACUAGUCCUGUUGUGGGCCCUCACAUAAGAGGUAGCCGCUUACGAGCAUCAGCAGUCGGUGACAAAGAAGUAGAUCUCUUACUACCUGGUACAGCGAGACUCCAAAUCCAGCUUGGAGUGAAUAUGCCUGCGAGAGCGGAGCUUCUUCCAGGACAGGAGAAAGCACAGUUUUUACACGUGGUAAAUGAUGUUGUUCUGUACCUUGGUAUCAUUGAUAUAUUACAAGACUACAACGUGAGUAAAAAAAUUGAACAUGCUUACAAGUCUUUUCAGUUCGAUUCAACAUCCAUCUCAGCUGUUGAUCCCAUGUUUUACUCACAGCGAUUCUUGGAAUUCAUCCAAAAGGUUUUCCCUCAAAAUUCUUAGCACAGAGAAUAAGACCAAUAAUUAUUUUUCCACUUCCUUUUCUUGUUUUCUUUAUGUAUCUAUCAUAGAAGCUUAUGGUAAUCUCCCGGAACAUGUAAAAAGAUCAUACGAGAUAGACUAUAUGUUGUUGUAUCAUCAAGUACAGGGAUAAACCUAGGAAUGUUGAGUUGUAUUCACCCACCAAAUGCAAAUCUUUCAAUAAAAAGUUUAUUUUUCUUUA